Messenger RNA from Syngnathoides biaculeatus (alligator pipefish), 7874 nucleotides. RefSeq names its product bridge-like lipid transfer protein family member 2. The transcript is spliced from 40 exons. NCBI's taxonomy places the organism in Eukaryota, Metazoa, Chordata, Actinopteri, Syngnathiformes, Syngnathidae. The coding region runs from base 805 to 7491 and encodes 2228 amino acids. The record is from RefSeq and is a predicted model, not a curated record.
UUUCAUGUUUUCCUCACGCCUGCGUGGGUUUUCUCCAUGCACUCCGGUUUCCUCCCACUUCCCAAAAACAUGCAACAUUAAUUGGACACUAAAUUGCCCCUUCGGUGUGAUUGUGACCGCGACUGGUUGUUCCUGUGUGCCCUGCGUUUGGCUGGCGACCAGUUAAGGGUGUGGCCUGCCUCCUGCCUGACAGCUGGGACUGGGCUCCGGCACUCCCGCGUCCCUUGUGAGGAUAAGCAGCUAAGAAAAUGGAUGGAUAUUUUGUCCAAUUUUACUCUAGUGUAUAUAUGAGUUCCAAAAAGUUAUCCACGUAUUGUGACUUACCAAAGGACUUGGUUGGACUUCAGUGGAGCUAAGGACCCGGUUUGUACGAGAUUAGCGUGUGUCACCUGACGCCAUCUUUGCCAAUAAGUGAGCCAGCACGCUGAAAUGACAUACGUUUAUUUUAUUUUAUUUGGUGUUUUUAUUCACUUUCAUUGCUAUGUCAGUGUUGUAUGCGUGAAGAUGCCAUUUUGUUUGGAAAAGUAAAAUUUUGCACUUAGUAUGGAAAAAGUGAUUAACUUGUAAAAAGUUUGUGUGGGGAGCGGGCGCGGAUGAAUUAAAAAUUCAAGUAUUGUCACGUACUGGCCGACAGCAACGCGUCUUCUCGAGCCGAGAGGGCGGAGUUGUUGAUGUUCCCUAUGCAGGCUAAACUGUCAUCUGUCAGCGCUCUUCUUUGCGAUGCCACGGAGGACCUCGAAGCCACAAACAUGCCAGGCUAGAAAGCUGAUGGAAUAGCUCCAUGUCUACACAACUUGGGACAUCAUGUCUCUCCUGCUCAUUUCCUUCCUCACAGCACUGCUUCUUGCCAUUGUGUUGUCCUGCAUCAUAUUCCGAUGCCUGGUCAACACAGUGGCCGUGCGGCUCUUUCAGACAGCAUUGAAUGCAGACUUGAAAAUCAAAUCCGUGGGAUUGUUCUCCAUUCGAGGAGUUACUAUCAAGUUUCACCCACAUCACACCGUGGAAAGCGACCGAAUAUGGAUUUCAAGUAAACUUUUGAAUCAGGAUUUACCGAGAUACCUGGCAUUGUGCGUCGGCGAGACGAGAGUUCGUUUCGACCUGCAAGCGCCUCUCAGACCACUGACAAAAACGAUUAGCCAUGGGGACAAAACGGGGAAGAGGUCCAUCAGUGCCACAACACUUCGCUUCCUGUCACAACUGCUGUCGUUCCACGUCAGCUCGGUCAACGUGAUGGUCCUAAACAUGGCGCUGUCCGAGUCGCUUUGGCACAUGACCGUCACGUGCAUCACGUUGCUGCUGGACCACCACAGUAAAAGGCUGGCGUGGGACUUUUCGGUGGGGCAGUUAAGGAGCAAAGUUCUGAAAAGCAGCCAGCUGGACAUUUGUCUGGCUGAGGUGGCGUGCGGCUUGCUGCUGUCGGGCGACGUCAGCCUCCCCGAGAUGAGGCCCGGUUCGCUGUCGCUGCGCGUCAGGACGCUGCUGGCCGAGCUCCACGAAGGCCUCUUCGUCAGUCCGCUCCUGGUGACGCCGAGCGCCGCUCAAGAACCGUCUGGUGAGCAAAUGCAAGAGUGUUUGGACACGGAAUUUAUCCAAACGGAAGCCAUCGAGCAAUUCCACCGCUACAUCCCGCACAAGGCCAACGUGGAAUUAGACAACACAAAUAUCACCCUGUCCUUGCACAGCCAGAAAAGACACCUCAACUGGACACUGAAGUCUUUAAGGCUUUGCUACGCGCGUGACAGCGAGCAACUUCCUCUCAAGAGCUUCACUCCCGAGCUGAGCUUUCCACAAAGCAGCCUGGAGCUCUUUCUGGAGGAUGGACUUCUUCUCUCACAAAGCAGGCAAAGAAUCUUCUGUGUAAACACGCUGAAGACGGCCCUGCAGGUCACAUCCAUGGAUAUUUCCGGCUCCUUUGCCGUCAACACUUGCAUCGUUCACUACCGUCACCAGGAGUUCUCCCACUGGCUCGGUCUGCUACCGUGGCGACAGCUCAUGCGCAGGCCGGCGUCACGUCGAAAAAGGGCCUUGCCCCACCUGGACGCCCCCGUGAUGAUGUCGACAUCCAUGUCCAACUUCAACGUGUCGGUGCAGCUGGGCGACGCCACGCCCUUCACCCUCGGCUUCCUGUCUGCCAUUGCAGAGCUCCAGCAUCUUCCGGACAUGAAGGUCGACCAAGAUGGGCCGGAGUCCCUCAACGUCCACCGGCGGGCCUCGCUAAAUCUGGACAAUUUCUGGUGGAGAGUGGGCCAGGGCUCUCAUAUCCAACAAGCCCCUCAUCCUCCCGGCAAACACGUGUGGGGUGAAGCACUCAUUCUGGACUCCCUCGGUCUUCAGGGGAGCUGGAAUCGAGGCAGCAGCGACUUGAACGGCAGCCCUCCGUCUCUAAGUGUGGAGUCCAGCCUGAAGGGACUCCAAGUGGAGCUGUCUGAGACCUGCGCGCUGUGUUUGUCUCGUUUGCUGUCUUUUGUCUACGCUGCGGAUAAAGAGAGGCUUUCAGAUGAGCCCUCGCUGGCUCCCCGUAGUGCCUGUACCACCUCCUCCUCCUCCUCGCCUCUGCUUUUCAAAUUGGACUUCCAUUUGGAGGAUGUUAAUUUUUUCACAGUCUCUAAUUUAGCAGGAGCUCUGUCCCUGCGAAUGGAUACGGUCAGAGUGAUGAGCUCAGCUGAGAGCUCCCGGGUGUCUCUGCAGGGUGUUGGCUUCUCCGCCGUCAAGAUGCUCACAGAGAACAUGGAGAUGUGCUGUCCCGCCGCUCAGAUCGACAAACCCGUUGUCGGGCUCACUACCGUGGCGCUCUGCUACCACCUGAGCACCCGCACGCUGCAGGUUCAGUGUGAAGAAGACCUGGCCGUCGUAUGGAAGCCUCUGGACCACAUGUUCCUGUACCAGCAUGUGACGGAAGCACUGGAAUGGCGGCAUCUGCUCUGCGGCAAAAAACGAGACACGUACGAAGGCGACCAAAGAGGACUGAGCGUGGUGCUGGAGCUCGGCGGGGCUCGUGUGACGGCCCACGUGGGGGAGCGCAACUACAUUCUCCUCCGCAUCGAAGCGCUGUCCCUCUCCAAGCAUGCCGGUUCAUUGCACGUGCGCUCGCCUGGCCUGGUGGUCAACUUCGACGGCCACGAUAUCGUCUCCGUUAAGGGCUUGAACGCGGAGUCGCACUGUGAGCUGCCAGAGAUGCAGCUGCACAGGAAUAGCUUUCCCUCCCUCGCCACGCCUCACAAUCGUGUGUGGCUUUUCACCUGCCCACUGCUCUCCGUGGAGUUUCCUUACCAGUACAACUUCUCCGACACCUUUGACAAGGCCAUCAGCGUGCAGAAGUGGUUGAAGAGCCUGCACCGCCCGUCGGGCCCUCCUUCCUCUGCCGGGCAGCUUCCGCCGCCGGACCUCAUCUUCAAAAUCAAUCAGUUUUCCUUUGUUUUCCUGGACGAUAUCUUUGAAAUCAAACUGCGCGACAACUACGAGUUGAUGAAGGACGAGAGCAAGGAGAGCGCCAAGCGUCUGCAGCUCCUGGACAAGAAGCUGGCCGAUCUGCGCAAGCAGCACGGCGAGCUUCUGCCCGCCAGGAAGAUCGAGGAGCUCUACAGCUCGUUGGAAAAGAAACACAUCGAGAUCUACAUCCAGCGUUCGCGACGCCUCUACUCCAACACGCCCAUGAGGAAGUCGCUCUUGACGUGGACCGUUUCAGACCUGGAGCUGGUGGUCCUGGCCGACCAGUCAUUUCAUGGCCCGGAGAGGGUGCGAGAGCAGCUGAGGGACAUCGAUAGGAUCAGCCCCUUCCCCAGGGAGGGGCUCCCCUUGGUUGUCCAGUGGUGCCGCGCUGUCAAGUUCCAACUGGCUUCGUUUUUGGUGAGAAUACGGGACUACCCACGAUACCUGUUUGAAAUUCGUGACUGGUCGCUGUCAGGACGCCUCAUCGGGACGGAGCAGGACGGACAGGCCAGGGCUCAGCGCAAAGAAACGGUUCUACUUGGCCCACCGUGGGGAAACAUGACGGUGUACAGGAAUAUUCCACCUCUCAAGUUCUACUACGACUUUAAAUCCAAUAUUUGCCUCUACACGAUCGUCUGGGGACCGUGUUGGGACCCGGCCUGGACUCUGAUUGGCCAGUCGGUUGACCUGCUCACCAAAAUGACAGCAGACCCCUCGCCUCUGCUCACUUGGUGGGACAAAAGUCGCCUCUUGCUACACGGUCGCUGGGUCAUGGAUAUUGACCAGGCCAAUCUGCACCAGCUUGCCACGGAGGACCCUUACAACACCACAGAGAAUUUGCACUGGGAGUGGAGCAAGCUCAAUUUCAACUGGAACCCCGACCAGUUUGUAUUUCAAGGAGAUUUGAAUGUCAACGUCAGGACGGCAUCAAAGUAUGACGACAUCUGCUUCCUGCACCUGCCCAAUUUGUGCAUGACCCUUGACCUACAAUGGCUCUGCCACGGCAACCCUCACGAUCACCACGCCGUCACGCUCUGCUCUUCAGAGAACGUCGCAGAUUUGACCUCAGCACAGCCUCACGACUCCUACAGAGCGUUUCGCUCGGAGAAUCUAAACCUGUCCGUCACCAUGGACCUUAACCAGCACUGUGGCCUUGAAUCAUCCCAGCCGAGAAUCUUGCUGUACAGCAGCACUCUGCGCUGGAUGCAGAACUUCUGGGCCACGUGGACCAGCGUAUCUCGGCCCAUCUGCAGGGGAAAUCUCUUCCACAGCCUCAGGCCCGUGCGCAAGAAGCUGGGUCAACAUUACAAGCAGAUUUCCUACACGGCCGCCUUCCCGCAACUACAAGUGCACUAUUGGGCGUCAUUUGCACAGCAGAGAGGGAUCCAACUUGAGUGUAGCAAAGGCCACAUCUUCACCCGAGGGGCUCAAAGGCUGAUUCCGCAAGCCGGCACCGUGAUGAGAAGGCUCAUCUCCGAAUGGAACGUGACUCAAAUGGUGAGUGAGCUGUCGGAGGUGACCGUGCACCUGAUGGCCUCCACGUGGGACGAGACUGCCGAUCACCAGAUCAACGCUCAGGUCAACAAGACCCACCUGCUCAGCUUGUCCUCCCUGAGCUACCAGCGACAGAGCAACCGCGUGGAAGAGGAAGUGACCCCGAAGGACGAGACCAACGCCACAUACACUCACAAGCUGCGCCUGGUGGACCUGCGCGCCUCGUGGACCACCAUCAACAGGAAUAUAGCAUUCGCGCUCUAUGACGGUUACAAAAAGGCUUCAGUCCUUAAGCGAAACCUCUCCACCGAGGCGCUGAAAGGCCUGCGCAUAGACACGCAACUGCAGGCCAAGAAGCUCAAGCGCUCGCCUUCAUUCUACUCGCCCACCGCUGCGCCCCCCACACCGGUUGCAGCCACUCUCAGUCGAGCAGAGAAAAGUCCGCAUGAGGGAGCGUCGAUGCUGCAGAAGCUCAUUGAGGAAACGGACAAGUUUGUGGUGUUUUCCGAAGAGGAGUCGGGAGUCAGUGACCAGCUGUGUGGCAUCGCGGCCUGCCAGACGGAUGACGUCUACAACCGAAACUGGUUCAUUGAGUUGGUCAACUGCCAGAUGAUGCUCCGAGGGACCGAGACGGCCGGCUGCGUGCUGGUAGCUGCGGCCAAGGCCCAGCUGCUGCAGUGCGAGCACCACCCGGCCUGGUACAACGACACCCUCAAGCAGAAGACCACCUGGACUUGCCUGCUGGACGGCAUGCAGUACUUCGCCACCAUGGAGCCCAACCCGUCGGAGCAGGAGGAUCGGCAGCUGUGGCUGGAGGUGAAAAACAUUGAGGAGCACCGCCAGCGAAAUCUCGACUCUGUGCUGGAGCUGAUGGAGAGCGGCCAGGCCGUGGGUGGAAUGGUCAGCACCACCGCAGACUGGAACCAGCCAGCGCAGGUGAACGAGACCCAGCAGGUCCAGCGCAUCAUCUCCCGUUGCAGCUGCCGGAUGCACUACAUCAGCUACAGUCACGACAUCAACCCCGAGCUCGCCACACAGAUUAAACCGCCUGAGCUGAGGAACCACUGUGAGAAGGAAGACCUGCUGAAGAAACAGGCUGGCGCCGUGGACACGUUCACCCUCAUUCACCACGACCUGGAGAUAUCCACCAACCCUGUUCAGUACGCCAUGAUCCUGGACAUCGUCAAUAACCUCUUGCUCCACGUGGAGCCGAGACGCAAGGAGCACAGUGAGAAGAAACAGCGUGUGCGUUUCCAGCUGGAGAUUUCCAGCAACCCCGAAGAGCAGCGCAGCAGCAUUCUGCAUCUCCAGGAGGCCGUCAGGCAACACCUCGCGCAGAUAAGACGUGUGGAAAAGCAGAUUUACUCCAACAAUAGAACACAAUCCGAGGAGCUGAGCAUCGACGAGCUGAAUGACAUCAACACGCAGCUGCAAAAUCAGCUCAACCAAGAGAAAAAUGACAUGCAAAUGAAGAGCGAGGAGCUCAACAUCCUCAUCAGGUGCUUUAAGGACUUCCAGCUCCAGCGGGCCAACAAACUGGAGCUGCGUAAGCCUCCGGAGGACGUGAGCGUGGCGAGGAGGACCGAGAUCUACUUUGCUCAAGCGCGUUGGUGUCUGACUGAAGAGGACGGCCAGUUGGGCAUCGCCGAACUGGAGCUGCAGAGGUUCAUGUACAGCAAGCUGAACAAGUCCGACGAUACGGCCGAGCACCUGCUGGAGUUAGGCUGGUUCACCAUGAACAACUUGCUGCCUAACGCAGCCUACAAGGUUGUGCUCCGCCCUCAGAGCACAUGUCAGUCAGGAAGACAGUUUGCGCUGCGCCUUUUCAGCAAAGUGCGCCCCCCGGUGGGCGGCAUCUCUGUCAAGGAGCACUUUGAGGUGAACGUGGUCCCUCUCACCAUCCAGCUCAUGUACCACUUCUUCAAGAGGAUGAUGGGGUUCUUCUUCCCGGGGAGGAACGUGGAGGAGGAGGAGGUGACCGACGAGGAGGACAAGUUCCGACUGGUCACCACCGGUAUCCCAGUGAAGAGCCGUCAGUCCUCUGAGGACAGCGUGGGCGCCGUGGCCCCCAGUAAAGGCCUCGCCCAGGGGAUGAAUCGCAGCGCCGGCGUCAGGAGGUCCUUCAGGAAACCUCUGGAGCAUCCCGUCGACGACAUUGACAAGAUGAAGGAGCGAGCGGCCAUGAACAACUCCUUCAUCUAUAUCAAGAUUCCACAAGUGCCGCUCUGUGUCAGCUAUAAGGGAGAGAAGAGCAGCGUGGACUGGAAGGACCUGAACCUGGUUCUACCGUGCCUGGAGUACCACAACAACACCUGGACGUGGUUGGACUUCGCCAUGGCUGUGAAGAGAGACAGCCGCAAGGCUCUGGUCGCGCAGAUGAUCAAGGAGAAGCUGCGCCUCAAGCCGGCCGGCGCCGGCUCCGACCCGCGGGGGAAGACGUCGGACGGCAAGGCCGACUCGGGCCUGCAGCAGCAGCAGGAGGAGGACGAAAAGGCUCGCCUGCUCAUCGGCCUCAGCGCCGCCGACAAGAACUCGGGCAAGAAGAGCAUCUUCAGCCGACGCAAGUGAGCCGAGCCGAGCCGCCGUCGCCGGGACCAAACCAAUUUAAAAAAAAAAAAAAAAAGGGACUUUUUUUUUGGUUUUGUUUUUUUUUAAAUCUUCGUGUAUCACGUUGUCCUGCUGAACUUCACAUUGAAGUGGGCAAAAGGCAAAGCCCUCCGGUGCCUGUUGAUCAUGAAUAUGACCAAACGCUAAUCAAGCGUCAUCCUCGCAUUUCAACCGUUGAGCACAACUCGCCGGCGAUUUCCUGCUGGCUCAGGAACGCGCGGGACAAGCUCGCAUGUCGUCGUGGUCUGCUGCUGUAACAAUUCCGUGAAUACGCACGCAAAAAUGAUGUGGCUGUUUUAUAUCGAGAUGUGCAUCUCAAUAAAUGACAAGAGUUGAUUCCCCAA